This is a messenger RNA of Podospora bellae-mahoneyi, 6615 nucleotides long. It is a transcript of the gene LTE1, whose product is annotated as Guanine nucleotide exchange factor lte1. The transcript is spliced from 3 exons. Gene Ontology annotation, cellular component: plasma membrane. Gene Ontology annotation, biological process: Ras protein signal transduction; positive regulation of GTPase activity. Lineage: Eukaryota; Fungi; Ascomycota; Sordariomycetes; Sordariales; Podosporaceae. Gene Ontology annotation, molecular function: guanyl-nucleotide exchange factor activity. Bases 480 to 6050 code for a protein of 1856 amino acids. The record is from RefSeq and is a predicted model, not a curated record.
AGUUGAUUCCCCCGGUUCCAUCUUUCAUCCCAUGCAGCCCGGUCCCACAGGCAAAUUUCCCACACACGGACCUUAUCCGCGCUGAGCUCAACUCACGGUUCCAUGGCGGGCGGUUCACCGGUUGGCUGGCUCCCGCCUUGUCUCCUGUCACCUGUGGCUGCUGCACUGCAUUGCAUCCUUGGUAUUCUCCAAUCCCAAUCCCAAUCCCAAUCCCAAUCCCAAUUCCUUGUCCUUGUCCUUGUCCUCGUCCUCGCCCUCGUCUUAUCCUCGUCUUCCUCUUUUGCUGGCUGCCGCUGUCGCUGUCUGUUGUUGUUGUUGUUGUUGUUGUUGUUGUUGUUGAGGAUUUGUUAGAAUCGCAGCUGCGUGUUUGUAUCACCCGUCCGACCUUUAUGGCGUCGUGCAAUACCCACGUCAACGCGACAAGGAGAAGCAGCAGCAUUCAUCGCCGCUCUGCACAAUAGGAGCUGGUUCCCCCCGCAAUGGAGGCCGAGCAGUCGUCGGCUCCCCUAGCGAUUAGCCCGACGACGACACUACCGAUAAUUCCCCAAUCACCACGGUCGCCAAAAACAACAACGACACCGCGGGAUGGACGCUUCCGAAAGACGCCGCCAAGGCUCAGGAAGGAUGGCGAGAGGCCAAAGACGGGAGGAGGCCGGGGCGCCGCCGCAGCAGCAGCCAUCGGACUGGCAAGGACGAAACUAUGGGCAUCAUCCUCAGCUGCGCAUUCAAAACCGCUGCUUCCGGUGACGGAGCGGAGGUCUCAGGAGGAGAACCUGGCGGGGCGGAGAGCAAAGAAGGCCAGUGUGGACGAUGAAAAGUGGGAUAUUGUUCCGGAUGGGGGAUCGGCUGGCCGAGAAGGGCGGAAUUUCGCUGUCGCAAAUGUCGGGCACAACGGUCGAAUUUAUUUGAGGCCAACCGUCCGCCCUGCCAACCAGCGUUACCCGCAGCCUCCGUUUGUGUUUCCCAUGACACCGCCGGGUACUGCCGGACUUGAGCCUCUGCCAUCAGAUAGACGUCGGGAUCACCGGGACGACAACGCGCAGGGAAGGCCAGGAACUACUACUCGCCCGCAGUUUCCCCCGUCAACACCAAGCCUGACUCGCCAGGACUCGGGGGAGAAGCAUGUUCAGAUAUGCCAGAGACAUCGUCGAGCCAUGUCGGAUUCCACAGUGCGGGAAACCAGUGUGGCCAGGGAGUCGGAGCCGGGAGGAUUCAAGAUCGUCAUUACUCAGCCGGGGGAGAAUGAAAGACCACGAACGGUCGAGGACUUGGACAUGACCAGGACGCCGCUGCUCGAAGUGUCGAUUCCGUCAUGGAGGAUAGGAACGCCUCGGUUCAGCGUUCGCGGUACGCCGUUUAUUCGUGGUUCGUCUUAUGCCCCUACUGAGGAUGUUCGAUCAAGCCGCGCUUCGUUCUUCAACUACACGCCCGUCGAUGCCAUUUCCAGCAUAUCCAAAACCCCAGAUGCAAUACGACAGCACCCGCACCCUCCUGCUAUGCCGCCCAACCAGGAUGGAAAUGCAGUUUCUCCCUCGGUCCCACUACGGGCGACAUAUCUUUCGACCCAUCUCGUGAUAGAGCCCUCCAUGUUUGACUCGCUGACUUUUAAGCCGGCCUGCGAUGACCGAUCUAUUGUGAGAUACUCACCCUCGGGAUCCGUGACGGCAGCCACUCCACCGCGGCUCGUGGCCGAAAUUACAUCUCCGAGCUUUCUCGACUACGAACUACUCUCGGAUUUUUUUCUCACUUACCGAUCGUUCCUAGAGCCAUCAGAUCUUCUCCGCAUGCUCUUUGCUCGCCUCAGGUGGGCAUUGGGAAGGAGUGACGAGGCGGGCAUGGUGGUUAGAGUCCGAACAUUUGUUGCUCUGCGGCACUGGAUUCUUAACUACUUCACCGACGACUUUGUAGUCGAUUACGACCUCCGGUUUGCCUUUUGCGAGUUAUUGAACGAGUUUGUCAACGAGAUCUCCCAAGACGCGAUAGCAAAGAAGGUGCCGCUUAAGAUUCUGGCCGAGCUGAAAAAGUGCUGGAGGAGGGUGUGUGCCCAGUUUUGGGACGGGCCAGAGUUUGACGCUUCGCUCCCGACCGGCGUCCCGAUAUCGCCUGGUGGCAUCGCUGGCCAUCGUGAUCCCAGUCUGGACCCGACUUUUUGGACGGCAAAGGUUGAUGAUGAUGCUGGGCCGCCGCAGAUUGAUGGGCUGAUUACGCCUGUUAGUCCGAGAGGACACACGAGUUUUUUGGCAGAGGUUUCGAGGGCCGGGCAUAUCGACUCGAUGGUGGUGGGGGAGCGGCCGGCGACGCCUGAGAACCCUACCAUACCGGAUACGGAGUUUACAAGGAACCAGCAGGCUUCGCCCGGCAGCAUCACUAGUGUUGAUGUGGUUUCUUGUUCGCUUCCUACCAAGAGCAUGCGGUUUCAUCACAGCGCCGGAUACCCGCUCGCUGCUCACCCUGCGGACUUGAGCUCGAUGUAUAAUGCUAGUUCCGACCCUAUUGCGACGACGCCGAGGGCGUUGGUGGGCAAGCGGGUGCGUCCGAAUCACUCGCACAAGCGCAACGCGAGCCUGAGUGAUUCUCUGCGUGAUCAUGCCACCAUGACGGAGAGGGUUAUCUACAAGAAUGCAGAGUUCCUGCUUACGCUGCCGUAUUCGGGGAGCUUAGUGAGGGGUGGUUUGAUGCCGCCGUCGCAGGCGUUUGUGGAGGUUAUUCCUGGCUCGUCUGGGGCGGGGUCGAGGCAGACGACUUUGUUUCAGCCGGCUGCUGAGUUGCCCAAGGAGAGCAGGCUGGUGGCGUCGGCGAUGUCGGGCCAGGGGAUGAAGAAGCUUUUGGGGAGUGUGCGGAGGGCACUGAGCACAAGGGGGCAGGCGCUAUCAUCGUCUACGCAGACGUAUGUCAACAUCUCGCCUAUUGGACCCAAGGGCGCGACGACGAAUAGGUUACCGGGUACUGCGAUAGUUCCGCAGUCUCGGGCCCGGCAGAAUAACGGUGCGGGACCCCCUGUGAGGAUUGAUUUGUUGGGCGCGGAGAUCGCAGAGGAUUUUAAGAAGGCUGUGCGGGAGGAUGCUGCUGCCGAGGCGGAGAAUCAAGGGUGCGAACCUCCGCCGGCGCCGGCUGGGGAGUAUUCAGCCGCGCAUAUGGACACCACCUUUGACUUUGGACCCGAUUUUGGGGUUGGGGAGAUGAGGCCGACGAGUGACAUGGGGAUUACCACGGGGAGCAAGUCGAUUGUGAUUGUGGAUGACACCCUGCUGCCGGAGAAUGAUUACCCUGCCAUGACGGGGGCUUUACCGGCGGUGAAUUCGAACUCGUCAAUGGAGGCUUUUGCCGAGACGUUUAUGCCCCACGGUGGGGAUCCCACUCCGCCGACGACGCCGCCCGGGGUGAGGGAUAUGGGGGUGCCGAGGAGGUCUUCUUAUAUUCUUGGGCAUCAGCCGUUGCGGCACUCGCAGUCCGCGGAUCCGUUGCCGCCGUUUGUACCUGACAUGGCGACGUUGGGGUCGUCGGAGAGCAGGAGGCCGUCGCAUGACUGGGUCAGGCCGUCGUUUGAUUUUUUGAACCAGACGCCUAACCGGCCGCCGUUGAGCGGUGUGAGGGCGCAGGGGCAGGGGCAUACGAGGCAGGGGUCCAGCAGGUCGUUUGUGUCGAGUCGGAGUAGAGGUCCGAGGAGGUAUGCGUCCUUUACGAGUGGGAUCAUGCCUCGCCGGUCGACGACGGUUAGGAGUUUUGAUGCGACGACGUACUCGGAGGGGAGUGUAAUUGGGGGGGCGGAUGAGUCGUCUCAGGCGGUGAUGAUUCCGGAGCCGUUGAGGGUUUUGAGGAGGAGGCCGGGAGGGGAUUUGAGGGCUGUUACUAACGUUGGCGAGCUGGAUCCGGCGGGGGUUAGGAGGUCGAGGAGUGUGGGGAGUUUGACGACGUAUACGGAUUCGAUCAACAGCUCGUCGUUUGUGAGGAGUCCGGUUCUGGAGAUGGCGGGUGGGUAUGUCGAUGUGGUUGCAAGUGACUACUCGCCGCGGAGGGGGAAUGAGGCUUUUUCGUUGGGGGCGAUUACGAAGAAGCAGCAGCCUGUGACGGAAAAGGCGGAGAAGAAGUUGAGUUUGUUCAGCACGCACUCUUCCAAGCCGAUUAUGAGGCCGAGUUUUGAGGCCGAGGCGCAGAAGCUGGCGCAGAUUCCGGAUGAUGUGGAUGAUGAUGGGGGGGUGGAGUCGGCGUUGUUGAAGUUGGAGGGGAGGUUUGAGAGGAGGGUCCCAGGGGGGAAGUUGUCGAUGGAUUUGAAGGGGGCAGUGCCGCAGAUCGAUGUUUCCGCGGAGGAGAGCGAGACGGUGGAUGAGAGUAGGGUUUCGAGGGAGGAGCAUGGGCAUGUCCACCUGGGUGAUGAGGGGGCGCAUCCGUUGUCGAUGUCGACGAUUCCGACUACGAUCAGUGUGCAGGGGGGAUUGUUGGAUGUGGCUGGUCGUCAGGGGCGGAAUGCGGAUGUGCAGUCUUUUCUGUCGGAUGAUUCGAGGGCUUCGCCUUUGUUAGAGAUGGAUGAUGAGGGCAGCAAGAGGACUGUGACGAGGGAGUGGACGGACCGGUCGGUGUUCCAGGGGCCGGAUGAGGAUGGGGCGACGCCGAUGGAUGGGAGGAGUGUUCAGGGGUCGAACCCCUCUUAUGAUUUUAUUAUGAAGACGGAUAGCAUGGAGAGGAUGAAGGGCGGGAAUGCACUGACGGUGCCGGAGGUGGGGGCGAGGAAAAGUGCGGAGCAGUCGUUUCUUGAUGUGGAGAGCGAUCAUGACAGCGAUCUAUCUUCGGAGUUGUCGAUGGAGGUGAUUGACUAUCAUGAGGCUGAUGUUGAUCCCUAUGCACCGUCGAAUAUUGGGAUUGCUGUGUCGACCCUUCCGGCACACCCACUGGCGGAUGUUACACCGGGCUAUCAGCCGUCCCAUCAGACGGGCUCUAGUCCAACGAACCCCCCAUCACCGCCAAUGACGCUCAUCCAGGCUCUUCACCUGUCUCCGGAGACUGCUUGCGUCCCAACGUUGGAGGACCAUCAAGUCUGGGGCGAGAAGCCACUUCCACCUACUCCGGAUAUCACGCCUACUGCGACAGCCGCACCUCCCUACGACACAACACAACUGCCACGCGCCUCGCCCGCUGACCCGACAGGCACGAAAGAAGCCUUGCGAAACGCGCCUAAGCUCGAGAUUCCCGAUCCGCUUGCAUCCCCGGAUGCUUCCAUCACGGCCCCAGCAAAACUCAACGCCCAUCUGCCCUUUAUCCUGGCCUUCGACAGCGACAUUCUCGCCCAACAAUUCACCCUCAUCGAAAAGGACGCCCUGAAUGAAAUCGACUGGAAAGAAUUGAUUGACAUGCGCUGGAAGAACGCCGAGCAAAAAGCCGGCGGGGGGAUCAACGCCCGCUCCUGGGUUUCGUUUUUACGGGACACCGACGCGAGGGGUGUGGAGGUUGUGAUUGCGAGGUUCAACAUCAUGGUCAAGUGGGCCAUUUCGGAAAUUGUGCUCACGCAAGACAUGGAGGAGAGGGCGAGGUGUCUGAUCAAGUUUAUUCACAUUGCUGCUCACUGCAGGCGGUACCGGAAUUUUGCCACGAUGGCACAGCUGACGAUUGCGCUCACGUCGAACGAGAUUUCGAGGUUGACGAGGACUUGGUCCAUGGUCCCUGCGUCUGACACCAAGACGCUUCAGGAGCUGGAGCAGUUAAUGUCGCCGAUGAGGAAUUUUUACAAUUUGAGAGAGGAGAUGGAGGGAGGGGGGAAGAUGGGCGCCAGGGCGAGCAUGGAGAUGGGGUGUAUUCCAUUUGUGGGGAUUUACACGCAUGACUUGCUGUUUAAUGCGCAAAAACCGUCAGAGAUUGCGAGCUCCCCGACGGGGGCGCCGCUGGUGAAUUUUGAACGGUGCAGGGUCGCGGCUGGGGUGGUGAAGACGUUGCUGAGGCUGCUGGAGGCGAGCACGGUUUAUGAGUUUGAGGCUGUGGAGGGGGUGACGGAGAGGUGUUUGUGGAUGGGGGCAUUGGAGGAGGGGGAGAUUAAGAGGUUGGUUGGGGGGUUGGAGUAAUAGAACUGCGGGCGGUUUUUGCGACAGACGCGCACACAAAUCAUCACAUCUCGUCACCACUCUACGGCAUGUAUUUGGCACACGCAUUUGUACUAUGUUUUUUUGUACAAGUACGCCGACACAUGAUUAUCAUCAGGAGCACCAUCGAUACCCUUUUUUUUUUUUUUUUUUUUUUCGAUUCUCAUUUCUUGGUUUCAGCAUUUUUGUUUCAUUACAGCACCACCAGAGUGGGUUUUCGCUUCGAUUGUGUUUAUUUAUUUUUUUUCUAUUUCUCCGAGACGAGAUUAUCAGACCUUGCUUAGUUAUGGUGUUUUUUAAAGGCUGGGAGGGGUUGAUUGGUUUGAUUUUCGAUAUGCUUUUUUAUUUUUAUUUUUGGAUUAAUUGGAAGGAAAGGAGGGAGUUUUCUUUCACCAUUUGGGGUAAGGGUUGUUUGAUAUAUAUGACUUUGUUUUGUUUGGGAGUGAUUAUUAUGUAAUUUUGGGAAUGGGAAUGGGGGAAAUAUUUAGAUACCAAGUUUUAAAGUUAAAAGAUGGAGAUGGGGGUUGAUAUGGGAAAACGGAGGGCG